AUGGCUCCCUCAAAGACCGUUGCCGUUGCAUCGAAAGAUGUUACGCCCUCAAUUGACCCCGAACAGACCCUGAAGGCCUCCAAGGCUCUCUUGGCUCACAUCAAAAAGGCCGCCAAGGAAAAGUCCGAAGAAUCCGGCAAGAAGAACCUGCUCGCCGACGACAACGAGGACGUCGCCCAGCAGCCCAUCUGGCUGACCCUCACGACGAAGCGCCACAUCGCCGACAGCGCCCGCCUUAAGCCCGGCAAGAUCACCCUCCCUCACCCUCUCAACUCGGACGAGGACUCGACGAUAUGCCUCAUCACCGCCGACCCCCAGCGCGCCUACAAGAACAUUGUCGCCUCGGAUGAGUUCCCCGAGGCCCUCCGCAAGCGAAUCACCCGCGUCGUCGACCUCGGCCACCUGAAAUCCAAAUUCAAGCAGUACGAGGCCCAGCGCAAGCUCUUUGCCGAGCACGACGUCUUCCUCGCCGAUGACCGCAUCGUCAACCGUCUGCCCAAGGCCCUCGGCAAGACCUUUUACAAGACCACCGCCAAGCGGCCCAUCCCCGUCGUCAUCUCCGCCAAGCCCCCCCGCGGCGCCGACGGCAAGCGCGCAAAGCCUCAGCAGCCAAAGACCCCCGGCACCGUUAACGCUGGUACGCCGCAGGACAUCGCCGCCGAGGUCGAGAAGGCCAUCGGCUCCGCCCUCGUCAGCCUGACCCCGUCAACCAACACCGCCAUCCGGAUAGGGUACGCCGGCUUCAAGCCCAAGCAGGUCGCCGAGAACGUCACGGCCGUCGUCAACGCCCUCAUCGAGAAGUGGGUACCGGAGAAGUGGACCAACGUCAAGAGUAUCUACGUAAAGGGCCAGGAGACCGCCGCUCUGCCCAUCUGGCUGACGGACGAGCUCUGGCUCGAGGAGAAGGACAUUAUCGCCGACGACAGCGAGCAGGCCAAGGCUAUCAAGGAGAAGGCCAACGUCGGCAAGAAGCGCAAGUCGAUCGGGGCCGCCGACGAGGACGAGACCGAGACCGCGACCAAGCCUACGGCUAAGAAGGCUAAGAAGGCAGCCAAGGAGGCGGCGCAGAAGGCCCUCCCCGAGGGCGACGACGAGAACCUCAACAAGCAGAUUGCUGAGCGCAAGGAGAAGCUGAAGAAGCAAAAGGCCAAGGCCAAGGCUGCUGUCGACAACUAG
Molecule: messenger RNA, 1176 nt
Organism: Colletotrichum orchidophilum
Lineage: Eukaryota; Fungi; Ascomycota; Sordariomycetes; Glomerellales; Glomerellaceae
Exons: 2
Coding region: 1-1176 (391 amino acids)
Source: RefSeq, a predicted model, not a curated record